Messenger RNA from Pteronotus mesoamericanus, 945 nucleotides. Its product is annotated as olfactory receptor 5F1-like. Gene Ontology annotation, molecular function: G protein-coupled receptor activity; olfactory receptor activity; odorant binding. Gene Ontology annotation, biological process: G protein-coupled receptor signaling pathway; sensory perception of smell. The coding region runs from base 1 to 945 and encodes 314 amino acids. The record is from RefSeq and is a predicted model, not a curated record. NCBI's taxonomy places the organism in Eukaryota, Metazoa, Chordata, Mammalia, Chiroptera, Mormoopidae. Gene Ontology annotation, cellular component: membrane. The transcript has a single exon.
AUGACCAGGGCAAACUAUACUUUGGUGACUGAGUUCAUCCUGCGGGGGUUAGCAGACACCCCGGAGCUACAGGUGGUCCUCUUCUUGCUUUUCUCUGGGAUGUACACACUGACAGUUUGGGGGAACAUUGGGAUGAUCCUCUUAAUCAGGAUGGACUCCCGCCUUCACACGCCCAUGUAUUUCUUCCUGGUUAACCUGUCCUUCGUGGACAUUUGCUACUCGUCCACCAUCACCCCAAAGAUGUUGGUGGAUUUAUUGUCAGAGAAGAAAACCAUCUCCUUUGCUGGCUGCUUUGUGCAGAUGUACUUCUUUAUCGCCUUGGCCACCACCGAAUGCCUCCUCUUCGGGCUGAUGGCCUACGACCGUUAUGUGGCCAUAUGCAACCCUCUGCUGUACCCCGUGGUCAUGUCCAGGACAGUCUGCCUGAGAAUGGCAGCAGGGGCUUUCACAGCGGGGCUCUUGAACUCCAUGGUGAACACAAGCUAUGUGAGCAGCUUGCCAUUCUGCAGCUCCAACGUCAUCCACCACUUCUUCUGUGACAGCCCCCCACUCUUUAAGCUCUCGUGUUCUGACACACACCUCAAUGAAAGCAUCAUUUCCACUUUUGCAGGAGUGAAUAUGGUGGGGGUUUUGCUGGUCAUCCUCGCAUCCUACUCCUACAUUCUCUUCUCCAUCUUUCGUAUGCAUUCAGGGGAGGGGAGGCGCAAAGCUUUCUCAACUUGUGCCUCUCACCUGACGGCUAUAAUUCUGUUCUUUUCCACUGCCAUCUAUACUUAUCUGAGACCCUCUUCCAUGUACUCUUUGGGCCAGGACAAAGUGGCUUCUGUGUUCUACACAGUGGUGAUCCCCAUGCUGAACCCUCUGGUCUACAGCCUCAGGAAUAAGGAUGUAAAGGAGGCUUUGUGGGAUGUAAUUACCAGGAAAAGGAUCCCAUCAUUUCGGUGA